Messenger RNA from Lactuca virosa, 270 nucleotides. Lineage: Eukaryota; Viridiplantae; Streptophyta; Magnoliopsida; Asterales; Asteraceae. The record is from the annotation of a GenBank genome assembly.
AUGUCUGUAAAGAAAAAGUGGGGCUCGCAAAUCUUUAUCGAGUCCAAUCAUAUAAGGAUCGAGAAUCUACUGAAAAUUGUCAUCCCAAAGAGCAAAUAUCAUUCGCUUACGAAUAACUUUUAUCGGUUUGCUGUAUGUCACACAUUUCCCACUAAUUCGCCUGCGACAAAGUGGUCUCAACUAUCUGUCUCACACCCUUAUCUCCAAAUACACAUCCAUCUGGCUCUAGAUUUGAUUAUCAUUCCAAUCAGUUUGCACUUUUCUGACUGA